Messenger RNA from Volvox carteri f. nagariensis, 624 nucleotides. RefSeq lists its product as uncharacterized. NCBI's taxonomy places the organism in Eukaryota, Viridiplantae, Chlorophyta, Chlorophyceae, Chlamydomonadales, Volvocaceae. The record is from RefSeq and is a predicted model, not a curated record. The transcript has 5 exons. The coding region runs from base 1 to 624 and encodes 207 amino acids.
AUGGCAGGCGCGCAUUAUGAGGGCGGGAAUAGCAAAGCGGCGGCAGGACCGGCUUCAGGGGCUGUCGCAUCCGCGGAGGCGGCGGCCAGGUUGGCGCGACUGGAGGCACUCACGGACAAGCAACUGGCCGAGUUCAGUACGGCAGUACGACAAAUUGAUAAACUGCAGGUGCGGACGCGACUAACCGGAGGCGACAUUCGGAGGCCCCUGGCGCAGCAUCGCGAACACAAACGGGGGCUCAAUGCCCCCACCAACCUCUCGUACAUCACGACACACCGCUGUGCGGUACGGCAGUUCAGACGCCGGAGUUUAUCCGAGUGGCCUCACUCACUCGCUCACUACAUGCUGUGCUGUGUUGUGCUGACCAAUCCGGAUGGCGGUGUUGUGUUCACCUUUUCGCAGCUGCAAACCGCCGCUGCGGACCACUCUGCCGUACUUGUACGACUGGCUUCGGAGCAGGAGGUGCUACGUGGCCAGCUGAGGGACACCCAGGCGCUGUUGGUGGCGGUGCAGGGCCUGACUGCCAAGCAGUUUCAGCUGUCCUGUAACAGCUCACAUCAGUUCAUCUCAGCCGGCAUCGUUUAUUCCAUCAGCAAGAAAGUAACGGUUCCUGUCAGCUGCUAA